Gongylonema pulchrum is the source of this 647-nucleotide messenger RNA. The record is from the annotation of a GenBank genome assembly. NCBI's taxonomy places the organism in Eukaryota, Metazoa, Nematoda, Chromadorea, Rhabditida, Gongylonematidae.
UACGAUAAGCCGCAAGGUACAAAAACAUUUUACCAGCGACCAUUGGUUUUAAAAUACGGCCGUUUUCUGACACAAACAAAAAUUGAUGGGAAAUGGAUAAAUGGACUGGAUAAUGGGAUCGUGUUUGUCGAAAUGCCUAUCGAAAACCCUCAAAAAUUCUUGAAAGUUGUUCGCAUUUCUGAGUAUCAGCAGCUGUUUUUCGGUUUUUGUGAGCAUAUGCAAAAUCUGGUGCUGGAGCAGGAGAAAAAGACUGGUCGCCGGUCUCAUGUCAUUUGCAUAUUUGAUCUGAAGGGAAGUCCUGUUGUACCGUAUCUGAAUCCCGUCGGAGCCGUCAACAAACUCAUGAUGAGCCGAGUUUAUUUAUGGUUGGAUUACUACAGCGAACUUCUGAAACGAGUGCUUAUUGUCAAUUCAUCAACAUCACUGCUACCUGCUGUGAUAUCGCUGCUGUUGCCUUCGAAAAUGCUUGAUCGCUUCACAAUUGCCAGAAAUUUGCCCGAUGAUUUGCUGCCGUUUCUGUCAGUGGAGUGUAUUCCGGUUGCAUAUGGUGGGACAUAUGUGGUGGCAAACGAUGCCGCACUAGCGAACACAUGCAUACCCGCGGAACCGAUCACGCCACUGGAUUAUCAGGUUCUCGCUGCUUGAUA